This is a messenger RNA of Akanthomyces muscarius, 3183 nucleotides long. RefSeq lists its product as uncharacterized. The transcript is spliced from 5 exons. Bases 1 to 3183 code for a protein of 1060 amino acids. Lineage: Eukaryota; Fungi; Ascomycota; Sordariomycetes; Hypocreales; Cordycipitaceae. The record is from RefSeq and is a predicted model, not a curated record.
AUGGACGCUCCGACGAAAACAAUCGAAAUCCACGGGCUUCCACAAAACGAAGAUGAAAAUGAAAGAAAAGAGCCGGUCGUUCGGAUAACUUGCAAUGGAAACAGCCAAGUCGUUGUCAUACCGUCAGAGUUUAUACCAGAGGGAGAUGGCUACCUUCUAUCAUACCUGCGCUGGAACAUCGAAGAUUAUGCGACGAAAGACCCAUUUAAACGCAUUGCACACUACGAACUUGAGAAGAAGCUGGCAAGCUACAUCUCCACUCUCAUUGAACUUGUUCUCUCGCCACUAAAGCAACCCAACGAUUUGCGGGGGAGCACAAUCAUCAUCAAGGUAUUAGACAGCUCCACAGCACCCUCUUCAUCGUUAGCUAUAAAAACCGGUGCAAACAUUGUCCCAUUGAUGCAAUGGGAGUGCCUCGAACAGAUGAACAUGUGGCCCGCCGAGGCGGCACCCAAAGUGGUCUCUGUACUCCGCUGCACGAUUUGCGAUCAGCAUCGUAACCCCACCGGGGACGGUGCAUCAAUGCCGCCUUUUAGUGCCUAUCAAAUGCAUGAACCUAUGCGCCGAGUCUUGGCUCUGAGUGCUCGACCGAAAAUUGCGGCCGACAUCCCCCAUCGCCUCAUUACACGAACUAUCUACGAAGUUGUUCAGUCGAUACAGAGCAAGGUCGACUCGGUGGUUACACUUGAUGUAGCUCGACCUGGAAGCCUUAAAGCUCUGAAAAAAUCUCUGGAUUCCCGCCCCUGGGGGUAUUAUGACAUAAUUCAUCUUGAUGUUCACGGCGUCGCAGACGAGCAGAGUGCCACUCUACUUCUCUGCGAUGAUAAGGAAAGCAGUAAAGUGCACCAUGUUCAGGCAAUAGAACUUGCAAACGUCCUCCAAGCGCAUGGCGUCCGAUGCGUCAUCACGAACGCUUGCCAGUCGGCCGCAUUCAGCCACAAUUUUGCAAGGACGUUGGUUCAACACGGUGCCUCGAUGGUUUUAGGGAUGCAGUACAAACUUCUAGAGUCUGCUGCAGAGGUUAUGGUUCGUUCCAUCUAUCAAGAUCUGUUGGAUCUUGGACGGUCUGUGCCUGAAGCUGUCCUCCACGCUCGAUGGCAGAUGAGAAUGAACCCGGACCGGCGUACCAAGUACAACGGUACUGUUCGAGUACUAGACUUCAUGAGUCCUGUCCUAUUUAUGAGUAGUAGUUUGCUGGAUCGAAAAGUGGACAUUCGGCCCUUUCCAACAACGGUAGCAGAUGAUGAUAAUUCCCGAAAACGAAAACCACGGGAAACAUUGGUCGGCCGAGAAUCCGCUAUCUUGAACCUCGAAAACGACCUCCUCAGCUGCAACAACUUAAUGUUCAUCAGUGGCGCUGCCGGUUCAGGCAAAUCUGCCCUGGCAGAACAUGUUUCCUGGUGGUGGAAGGCAACAGGCAUGGUGGCCGCGGUGCUCAAGAUUGAUUUUGCUACUUUCAGAUCCGUCAAAUGGUCUAGUAUGAUUGAGUUCCUCUGUUCCCAGGUCAGGGAGGAAAUUGUAACGGACGAAGCCACACUGUCCAAGUACCUCACAGAUAAUCCGUGUCUCGUCGUGUUCGACAGCAUAGAUGAGCUAGAACCUACUACCUCUCUCGUCAACGCCAUCUCGAGCUUCACAAAGCCGAUACGCAAAUCCUUUAAACGAACAGAUACAGGCUCUUUUUUACUUUUUCUUGGGCGAGAUGACAAGUCCGCCAUUCGAAAGAGGACUGCAGCAGACCCACUGCAUCUAGGCAAAUUGAAUCUGGAGUCUAGCCUGGAAUUCUGUGCCAGCAUACUAAAAGACAAAGGGAGAGAUUUCGCCGGUGCUGACUCUAGAAGUGCUCACCAUUUAGAGCAAAUAGUUGUCCUCUUGGAACGCAAUCCAUUGGCUAUGAAAAUCGUCAUGUUGGAUUUCGACAGGCAUGCCUCACUUGACAUAUCACAGUAUUAUGAACGCCUCACGUCAAACAAGGAGAUUCAAAUCGACAGUACUGUGAUUUCUGAGCGCGCGGUUCAAGAAGCGUUCCGGUUAAUUGAAACGCCGUGGGGGUUUCAUUCAUUUCAGCUUCCCGGCACUCCCAUGACCUAUCUCAGCCCGUUCUGGACAGUGAUACCAGCAAAUUUAGCGUCAUAUUGGAAGUUUCUUCAUCUUGCACACUGCCGUGUGCAAGCUGCAAAACUCCACGCAAAGUCCCCCCCACCAUCUGUUCUCAAAGCCGCGGCGCAAGAAAUGGACGACGUUGAGUAUGACUUUUUCCACAAGGUCACUCUAUCUGAGCUAUGGGAUCCCCUGGAGUUGGAGAGCUUGGACGCCGAAUUCAGCACUACACUGUCCUGUAUUUCUCGAUCGGGGUUUCUGGACGACAAGUCGUUUGUGGACUUUGGGCCAUCCGAAGCCACAAAGAACAAAUAUUUUACAAUAAGCCCCAUUGUAACAAUAUGUUUGAGGGCGCUGAUAAAUCAUGAACGGGGUAUUGCAGAAUGCAAUGAUCUCAUCGCGACUGCUUUUCAACGGUUCUGUCGAUGGCGGUAUCAGCUUACAUACGACAGCAACGGCGGUAACAGCUUAUGUCCGAAUCCGGCCAAUCAGUCGCAAAAGAACCAGCUGUCCUAUGAGGCGGAGAACAUCAUAACUACGAUGAAUUUCAUGUUUUCAACGACAUUCAACCCUUAUAACUGGCAUUUCAUAUACCACAGAAUACAUAGCGACUUUGCCGGUUAUCACCUGCGCUUACUGACCGUGGUUAUCCCUGUCUUAGAACGUGGGAUAGACCAUUAUACAGCAGCACUCCAGGAACUCAAGCCGAACACCUUGAGUCGAUACUGGAAUAGACGAGAAGGCGAGAACAUUGCUGGAGUCUAUGGAGAUAUUGGGAAAGCCAAUGUGCAGAAGCAAAAGAGAAUGGGUCUCAACAUGACCGAUAUAGGAACGGCUCUGACUGGCUCAUUAGAACGGGCGUUGGAAUAUGAUGAGAACCUCCCUACCGAGGAGGUAACUAUCCGUGACGAACAGGCUCAUAAGCUUCUCGAACAAGCUUAUGAGAACUAUGGAAACCACACCCAGCCCGUUCUAAUUUAUCGUCUGCAUAUGGAGUUGUUCAUGUACGCCCUUCAUGACUGGAAGGAGGGCUUUCCCCAGAAGAACCUUGGGCAACUGUUUUACGGCAGCUUAACCCACUGA